UGCCCCUCCAAAAAAACACACACAAAAAAGAAAAAAAUAAAAUAAAAUUCCCCCAAAUUUAUUCAUUUAUUAUCAAAAAAACACAUAAUUAAUUUAUCAAAAAAUCUAAGAAAAACCAAAAAAAUGGCACAGAUUCAAGUGCAGACACCGCCACCGACCACAACCCCACCAACACCAACAACGUUGUCCGGCCCGAACAACGGUGUGGUGGCUGCAGCGGCUGCAGCGGCGGCUGUAGUGGCGGCGGGGAGUGGUAAUCAGAGUUUUGGAACGACGUCGCUUUAUGUAGGGGAUCUUGAGAGCAAUGUGACAGAUUCACAAUUAUAUGAUUUGUUUAAUCAAGUGGGCCAGGUUGUUUCUGUUAGGGUUUGUAGAGAUUUGAGUACAAGGAGAUCUCUUGGUUAUGGUUAUGUUAAUUAUAGUAAUUCUAAUGAUGCUGCAAGGGCUAUUGAUGUACUGAACUUCAAUGCUGUUAAUGGAAAGCCAAUUCGUAUCAUGUAUUCUCAUAGGGACCCAAGCAUCCGCAAAAGUGGAACUGCUAAUAUAUUCAUUAAGAACUUGGAUAGGUCAAUUGACAACAAGGCAUUGCAUGAUACAUUUUCCAGCUUUGGUAAUAUCCUCUCUUGCAAAAUUGCAACUGAUGGUGCAGGCCAGUCAAAGGGUUACGGUUUUGUGCAGUUUGAGGUUGAAGACUCUGCUCAAUCUGCAAUUGAUAAGCUUAAUGGUAUGCUGAUUAAUGACAAACAAGUCUAUGUUGGUCGUUUUCUUCGUAAGCAAGAGCGGGACUCUACUUUAGGCAGGACCAAGUUCAACAAUGUCUAUGUGAAGAACGUUUCCGAAACCACUACUGAUGAAGAUCUCAAAAAGACAUUUGGUGAAUAUGGAACAAUCACAAGUGCCGUUAUUAUGAGAGAUAGCGAUGGGAAAUCCAAAGGAUUUGGAUUUGUCAACUUCGAUAGUGCAGAUGAUGCUGCUAAUGCGGUUGACGCAUUAAAUGGGAAGAAAUUUGAUGAAAAAGAGUGGUUUGUUGGGAAGGCUCAGAAGAAAUCGGAAAGAGAGGUUGAAUUGAAGAAUCGUUUUGAGCAGACUGCUAAAGAAGCCAUCGAUAAGUUUCAGGGUGUUAAUUUGUAUGUCAAGAACUUGGAUGAUACUAUCGAUGAUGAGAAGCUUAAGGAACUUUUCUCUGAGUAUGGCACAAUCACUUCAUGCAAGGUUAUGCGCGAUACCAGUGGAAUCAGCAGAGGAUCCGGAUUUGUUGCCUUUUCUACAUCUGAAGAGGCUUCCCGAGCUCUUUCUGAGAUGAAUGGGAAGAUGAUUGUGAGCAAACCUCUCUAUGUUGCUCUUGCACAGCGUAAGGAAGAAAGAAGGGCAAGGUUACAGGCACAGUUUUCACAAAUGAGGCCUGUUGCAAUGGCACCUUCGAUGAUGGCUCCUCGUCCCAUGUAUCCCCCUGGUGCGCCAGGAAUGGGCCAGCAACUAUUCUAUGGCCAAGCUCCUCCUGCAAUGAUUCCUCAACAGGGUGGAUUUGGUUACCAGCAGCAGCUUGUACCCGGAAUGAGGCCAGGUGGAGUUCCUAUCCCAAAUUUUUUUGUACCAGUUGUCCAACAAGGUCAACAAGGCCAGCGGCUUGGUGGGAGGCGUGGAGGUGGUCCUGUGCAACAAAAUCAGCAACCUGUUCCAAUGAUGCAGCCACAGAUGCUUCCAAGAGGACGAAUGUUCCGUUAUCCUGGUAGGAAUGCAGCAGAUGGAAACAUGGGUGGAGGAAUGCUUCCGGUUCCUUAUGACAUGGGUGGUAUAUUGCCACGAGAUGGCGGUAUGCAGCAGUCAAUGCCUAUUACAGCAUUGGCAUCUGCUCUUGCUAAUGCACCCCUAGAUCAGCAAAGAUUGAUGCUCGGUGAGAAUCUGUAUCCAUUGGUCGACCAGCUGGAGCGUGAACAUGCAGCUAAGGUGACCGGGAUGCUUCUUGAGAUGGAUCAGACAGAGGUGUUGCACUUGCUGGAGUCACCAGAAGCAUUAAAGAAUAAGGUUGCAGAGGCUAUGGAUGUUCUGAGAAAUGUUCAACAGGUUAACAGUCCUGCUGCUCAGCUUGCUUCGCUAUCUCUUAAUGAAAACCUCGUUUCUUAGAUUGGUUCCUAGAAUGAAGGCAGUAGAUGUCUAGAUGAUGAGGUUUUAUUUUUAAAUUAUUUUUGCUGGAGUAUUUUUGAAGAUUAGAAACAUCAUUGGGAUGCCUUGGUUCUUAUGGAUUGUGGUGUUACUUUUGAUGUGUGGUUUUUGUUUAAUUUAAGUUCUGAACCUUGUUUA
Messenger RNA from Erigeron canadensis, 2301 nucleotides. RefSeq names its product polyadenylate-binding protein 2-like. The transcript is spliced from 9 exons. Bases 124 to 2124 code for a protein of 666 amino acids. Gene Ontology annotation, molecular function: RNA binding. The record is from RefSeq and is a predicted model, not a curated record. Gene Ontology annotation, cellular component: ribonucleoprotein complex. NCBI's taxonomy places the organism in Eukaryota, Viridiplantae, Streptophyta, Magnoliopsida, Asterales, Asteraceae.